UAAAUCAUUAUACUUAAAGAAAGUAGGACAUUUUUCGCAAUGGACUUCAAAAGAAAAGCAACUGAAACCGCUGUUGUACCAAUGAAAAAACCAAGAAAUGAAAUAACAACUUUUAGUGGUGGACAGAAUGGUACAUUGAUGGAAACGGGUACACCGAGACUUUCAAACCUGGAGGCUCCCAUCAUGCAAUUAAGUGGACAUGAGGGAGAAAUAUACACUGCUAAAUUCUCACCAGAUGGCCAGAUGAUAGCAUCAUCAGGAUUUGACAGAUUAAUAUUGUUUUGGACAGUUUAUGGAGAAUGUGAAAACUUUGCUGUCUUAAAAGGACACACAGGAGCAGUUAUGGAACUUCAGUUCUCAACAGAUGGAAAUUCACUUGUCUCAGCCUCCACAGACAAGACAGUUGCAUUAUGGGAUGUGGAAGUUGGGGAGAGGAUAAAAAAACUGAAAGGUCACACAACAUUUGUAAAUUCUUGUCAGAUUGCCAGACGAGGGCCACAACUAAUAGUCAGUGGAAGUGAUGAUGGCACAAUUAAGUUAUGGGAUGCUCGGAAAAAAGGAUGCCAGCAAACAUUUCAAAACACAUACCAGGUGACAGCAGUAUCAUUCAAUGACACAGCUGAACAAGUUUUAUCAGGAGGAAUAGAUAAUGAUAUAAAGGUAUGGGACUUAAGAAAGAAUGACAUUCUGUACCGAUUACGAGGCCAUACAGACACAGUGACAGGUAUACAGCUGAGUGCAGAUGGGUCCUAUCUCCUGUCUAACUCCAUGGAUAACACAGUAAGAAUAUGGGAUGUAAGACCAUUUGCCCCACAGGAAAGAUGUGUUAAACUUUUCCAAGGUCAUCAGCACACAUUUGAGAAGAAUUUGUUACGUUGUGCUUGGUCAUCAGAUGGCAGUAAGAUUUCAGCAGGAUCAGGUGAUCGUUAUUUGUAUAUAUGGGACACUACAUCACGCAGGAUAUUGUAUAAGUUACCAGGACAUGCAGGGUCUGUCAAUGAUGUAGGAUUCCAUCCCACAGAACCAAUAGUGUUGUCAUGUGGCAGUGAUAAGAAGAUUUUCCUUGGAGAAGUAGAAUGAAAUUCAGUGUUCAGGUGAUGUGAAAACUAAAGAAUGUUGGCAGCAGAUACACCUUUUAUAGACAGUGGAAGCAGAUUUUGAAGAGAGAACAUGUAAUUUCAGCUUUGAAAUCUGAGUGUACAGUGGUUCUUUAAAAAAAAACUUAAUACAUUGUAUUAUGCUUCUGCACAAUUUUUGUAAGUGUCAGAGUGUCUUGUCAACUUGUAGUCUGAACAACUCAAAACCAACAGGCAAAAGUGGUAACUUUCAACUUCUAACUACUACUCAGGGUAUGAGUUGAUUAAGUGGGAAGAAUCAAGUUAUACCUUAAACAAAAUUUCAAUUAUAACCUUCCUGGUAUCUGGUUACAAGUUGUCUCUCAGGUUUUUGAAGCAGUGUUGACAUAUUAAACUAUCCAAAAUUUACUAAUAUGCUGAUUAAUUAUACAAAAUAAAUUUUGGACAAUUA
This is a messenger RNA of Saccostrea echinata, 1527 nucleotides long. Its product is annotated as U5 small nuclear ribonucleoprotein 40 kDa protein-like. The record is from RefSeq and is a predicted model, not a curated record. Gene Ontology annotation, molecular function: RNA binding; protein binding. The transcript is spliced from 9 exons. NCBI's taxonomy places the organism in Eukaryota, Metazoa, Mollusca, Bivalvia, Ostreida, Ostreidae. The coding region runs from base 40 to 1080 and encodes 346 amino acids. Gene Ontology annotation, cellular component: catalytic step 2 spliceosome.